AUGACUUAACAGCGACCGGUCGCGAUUGAGCGGCGGAUUCUGUCAAGACGCUUUGGAUAAUUUAUCAAAACAAAAAAAAAAUUACGAAUUGAACAUUACGGCAAAAUGUUUUACCAUAUUUCUUUGGAGCAUGAAAUCUUACUACAUCCGAGGUAUUUUGGCCCUAACCUCCUGAACACCGUGAAGCAGAAGCUGUUCACAGAAGUGGAGGGUACCUGCACUGGCAAGUAUGGCUUUGUCAUCGCAGUCACCACCAUUGACAACAUCGGGGCAGGUGUAAUACAACCGGGGAGAGGGUUUGUCCUCUACCCCGUCAAGUACAAGGCCAUUGUGUUCCGCCCGUUUAAAGGGGAGGUGGUUGACGCUGUGGUCACUCAGGUCAACAAGGUUGGAUUGUUCACAGAAAUUGGUCCCAUGUCCUGCUUCAUCUCUCGGCACUCCAUCCCUUCAGAAAUGGAGUUCGAUCCCAACUCCAAUCCUCCUUGUUAUAAGACAGUUGAUGAGGACAUUGUAAUCCAGCAAGAUGACGAGAUUAGGCUAAAGAUUGUGGGAACAAGAGUGGACAAGAAUGACAUUUUUGCCAUCGGUUCUCUCAUGGAUGAUUAUCUGGGUCUUGUGAGCUGAUUCGCCCCAGAGGGAGUACAUUUCACAUGGGACAUUUUCUGUAGUAGCUUAGUUAUUUCGUUGUUAAAAUUAAUAUUUUUCUACACUGAUUGAUACGGUGACAGGUGGAGAAGCCCCAUAUCAACAUCAUUUUGUUAUAAUGCUGCACAGUAAAUCCAGGAUAAUCUUUGCUAAAUCUAUAGCAAAAUGGCAUACAAUGCAGAAGCAGAAUAUGUAUUGUUUCUCUGUAGAAUUCACAAUUUCUAUCUCAACUAUAUAUGGUUUUGUUUUUUGUACACUGACUGUAAUAAAGUAUUUCAUUUGUUAUAUCUUUGUAUCGGUUUUAAAUGUCUCAGCAUGUUAAUAUGUCAGAGCAUUGAUCUUUCUUAAUCUGCAAAAAGACUUGACGCACAACUGCAUCUGUGUGAUGUGGCAAAGCAACAUGAGGCGACACGUGAACGCGGAAACGUCGCAAGUGCGCGCACGACUCGCGGACGUAAAUACGUCAGUAGAGCGCUCGUUCUUUCUUUCUCUCGUCCUGAAGAUGGCGGCGGGGACACUAUACACGUACCCAGAGAACUGGCGGGCCUUCAAGGCCCAGAUUGCAGCCCAGUACAGUGGGGCUCGCCUCAAAGUCGCCAGCAACUCCCCUGCCUUCACCUUCGGGCAGACGAACCGCACUCCUGCCUUCCUCAACAACUUCCCCCUUGGCAAGGUACCUGCAUACCAGGGAGAUGAUGGUUUCUGUCUGUUCGAGAGUAAUGCCAUUGCUCACUACUGUAAGUUUUUAUUGGUAUUCGCAUGAUUAACUGAAGUGUCUUAUGCACUAUUCAUCUUGGUGUGCAUCCGAUGGGUCCGUAUUUAUUGAUUACCUUAAGUUUUAAAGGAAGCAGAGUAAAUGCUGCUAGGUUUAAGGGACAGGUUCUCUGGGGUCAACAAUUUGUGGUGGUCGUCGUCGCAUGAGUCCGCCAACAAUUCUAAUUCAUAAAUUGCAUAAACUACAAAUAUUAACUAGCUAGCUUAUGUGGCGCAGGUCACUGUGCGUAUCAUGGGUCCAUGCACACAUGCAUUGAAUCCAGUCAUUAGAGGUGUGACGGAUCGGAUCAGCGGAAAAGGAGUAAAUCACGUUUAGAGAUCCCUGAUCGUGUUUUUUUUUGUUUGUUACAAUAAUGUAAAUGAAAUACUGAAUCACUUUCAGUGACAGAAAAGUCUCUUUUUAAUCAAAAAGCCGAUGUCUUGCAGUAUUUCACAAUUCAUCUCCAAAGAUCUAGAUAUAAACAAAGCUCAACUCUUUGGAGGAAACUGAUGAUCCCCAGUCUUUGGGCAAGGCAGUGUCCAGUCAUGGCACCAAGUCUUAAUCUGACAGGGGAAGAGAAACUAGAGACCAUGUUCAUCCCAGUCAUCUCUGUUCAGUGAGUUAAAGGCUGGUUCAUGCUAUGGCCACAAAUGAUUCCCAAAAUCUAAAUAUUAGAUGUUUUAGGUUGAUGGGUGUCUUCCAUGCUGUUUGGGCUUUCGGCUAAAUUAAGUCAAAUGACUAAAUUAGACUGAACAGAUUGCAUGAGACCAUGUUCUAGUAAAUCUUUUCUAGCUUGACGUUCUUGAAUUUGUUACACCGAAGCUCACGUGGUCUGCAUUUCAAUGCACACCAUGUGAUGGUCCAAUUACUCUCCACUGUCAAGUAGUGGUACAUUAUCAAUUCAUCAGACCCGACGGUAAUUCACUCGUAUUAAAAACAUGUGUUUUUAUUCCCCUCUUAGCUAUCUCCAGACUGGCAGAUCGAUUAUGAAUCAUAUGACUGGCGCAAGCUGGAUUCAAACGGCGAGGAGUGCAAGACCAUGGUGAAGGAGUACUUUGCCUGGGAGGGUGAAUUUAAGCACAUGGGUAAAGCCUUCAAUCAGGGCAAGAUCUUCAAGUGAGAGGACACUGGGGACGUCUGAACAAAAGCACUCUACAGUCUGCUGUCCCGCACUUAAAGUUGAUUGACUUUCAGCCACCACGUGCUUACUUUACUGCAAGAAUGACUUUGAAUUACAGUGUUUAAGGUGGGAGUGAAUUGUCUCAGUGGCCCCAAACUGUUUUUUUUUUUUUGUUUUUUUUUUUUUUGUUUUGACCUGUGAAAUAAAAGCAUUUUCCACAAUGCCAUCUAUGGGA
Messenger RNA from Anarrhichthys ocellatus (wolf-eel), 2754 nucleotides. It is a transcript of the gene polr2g, whose product is annotated as RNA polymerase II subunit G. The record is from RefSeq and is a predicted model, not a curated record. Lineage: Eukaryota; Metazoa; Chordata; Actinopteri; Perciformes; Anarhichadidae. Gene Ontology annotation, molecular function: translation initiation factor binding; single-stranded DNA binding; single-stranded RNA binding. Gene Ontology annotation, cellular component: P-body; RNA polymerase II, core complex. The transcript has 10 exons. Bases 106 to 624 code for a protein of 172 amino acids. Gene Ontology annotation, biological process: nuclear-transcribed mRNA catabolic process; positive regulation of translational initiation; DNA-templated transcription.